AUGGGGGGGAGACUCGCGGCCGACGGGGGGGGAGACUCGCGGCCGACGGGGGGGGAGACUCGCGGCCGACGGGGGGAGACUCGCGGCCGACGGGGGGGGAGACUCGCGGCCGACGGGGGGGGAGACUCGCGGCCGACGGGGGGGAGACUCGCGGCCGACGGGGGGGGAGACUCGCGGCCGACGGGGGGGGAGACUCGCGGCCGACGGGGGGGGAGACUCGCGGCCGACGGGGGGAGACUCGCGGCCGACGGGGGGGGAGACUCGCGGCCGACGGGGGGGGAGACUCGCGGCCGACGGGGGGGGGAGACUCACGGCCGACGGGGGGGGGGGGACUCGCGGCCGACGGGGGGGGGGAGACUCGCGGCCGACGGGGGGGGGGAGACUCGCGGCCGACGGGGGGGGGGAGACUCGCGGCCGACGGGGGGGGGAGACUCGCGGCCGACGGGGGGGAGACUCGCGGCCGACGGGGGGGGGGAGACUCGCGGCCGACGGGGGGGGGAGACUCGCGGCCGACGGGGGGGGAGACUCGCGGCCGACGGGGGGGGGAGACUCGCGGCCGACGGGGGGGGAGACUCGCGGCCGACGGAGGGGGAGACUCGCGGCCGACGGGGGAAAGUCCGCACCGAGGGGGGGGGAGACUCGCGGCCGACGGGGGGGAGACUCGCGGCCGACGGGGGGGGAGACUCGCGGCCGACGGGGGGGAGACUCGCGGCCGACGGGGGGGGAGACUCGCGGCCGACGGGGGGGGAGACUCGCGGCCGACGGGGGGGGAGACUCGCGGCCGACGGGGGGGAGACUCGCGGCCGACGGGGGGGAGACUCGCGGCCGACGGGGGGGGAGACUCGCCGCGAGUCUCCCGUCCGCCACCCCGUCCGCCACCCCGCGGCCGACGGGGGGGAAGCGGCGGCAGACGGGGGGGAAGCGGCGGCAGACGGGGGGAACCGGCGGCAGACGGGGGGAACCGGCGGCAGACGGGAGACUCGCGGCGGACGGGAGACUCGCGGCGGACGGGGGGGGAGAGACUCGCGGCGGACGGAGUGGCGGACGGGAGACUCACGACGGACGGGGGGGGGAGACUCGCGGGGGAUGGGGGUAUGGGAGUUUCUAUUGUCCCAUGCAUUCACACGGCAGCAGCACAGCUCCCUGUGUCACAUCAUUGCAUCCUGCAGUUAG
Oncorhynchus mykiss (rainbow trout) is the source of this 1173-nucleotide messenger RNA. NCBI's taxonomy places the organism in Eukaryota, Metazoa, Chordata, Actinopteri, Salmoniformes, Salmonidae. The record is from RefSeq and is a predicted model, not a curated record.